Porites lobata is the source of this 17041-nucleotide messenger RNA. The record is from the annotation of a GenBank genome assembly. Lineage: Eukaryota; Metazoa; Cnidaria; Anthozoa; Scleractinia; Poritidae.
GUAGAUAAUCCACGCGGCCUUAAAGAGAACACUGCUAUGGACAACAUUGAGAAGGCAAAUAAGGGUAAGGCGCUGGAGAUCAGUGAAAAAUGACUUUUUUUGAUGUUGAUCUGUCAGCGUGCUGUGCAUUGGAUAGCCUGUUCCAGGCUUCAAGAUAAUAGGGAAAGCGUAUAGAGAAAAGUUAUGCGAAAACGCGGGAGCUGGGGAGAGAAGGGUAAGUGUCUCUCUUCCCGGAUCUCUUCCCGCCGUUUUUCGCUCCUUCGCAAUUGCACUGCUCGGUCGCUUUUUUCGCUCGUCUACACUGACCGAGAGCCUGGCACAGACUAUGCGCUGGAGUGCUUUGAGAACUAUUCACCUUAUUUGAUGAUAACUGAAUAGAGGAGAUAAUUAAAAGGACGCCCGUAGGCAGCGUCUGUGUGUUGGACGUAACAAAUUGAAGGAUGAUAAAUUUAGACGUUUCGAAAUGCUGACUUCAUAAGGGAGUUUCUUUAACUUAUGCCAAUCAGCUGGAAUGCAUAUCUGCAAGUGACAGACGAUUAUAUUGGAGGGAAAUAAUGGGGAGGCGGGUAGCAUUCCUUUCGACUCAGUUCUCAGUUAAUCGCUGUUACCGUCGGCAACUGAACGGGUUACUUCUGAUUGUACGCACUGAGGCAUUUUCUCGUGCUGCAGCAAAGACAUUUAUCUCCUUAUACGCGAGGAGCGUUGCUAACCGAGAUGAACGAAGGUGUUAGCUUGUUAGCUACUCUAAAAUUUGAGUGUAAAUAAAUUUUAUGUUAUGAUACCGCGUAGGAGACAAAAAAGAAGGGGAAUAAAGAAAAGACAAAGAUCGUAAUAAUGCUAGACAAAACUAAUCAUCUUUUUUAGAGGACCAUACAGAAAACACUUUUAAGAAUAUAUUCGAAGGUGACGUUGAGCUAACCGAGAGCGACAGGGAAGGCGUCGACACAAUUAACACCAAUUCUACAGACAGAGCUGAAGUAGAUGUCGACAGUGUUCUCACCAAACGUAAAGCCAUUAGUUCUCGCCGCCAUCUUUGGGUCAGGAAAGUGGUUCCCGUUGAACUGGGCCCAGGAUCAUGUAAGGCUGAUAAAAUAAAACAACUUCUCUCUCUUCAAAAACCGUACUCAAUUAGACAGUGAAUUAAUAAUCACCCCUAUAGCCCACGUUCAAUAUAUCAAAAUUCUAAAAUGACUCCGAGGCUUUCUGGUCAUUUUUCUAUAUUUGGUUUGGUUUUCUUAGUGUGCUCAAGUCUCUUCUGGGAAUUGCAAGACAAUGGAGCAGUGUUAAAAUUGCAAUUUUGUCCCUAAAGCGCCGGAGUCAUAUUAGAAUUUUAAUAUAUCGAACGUGCACCGUAAUUUUUAAGGAGUUAUUAUAACUCCAAAAAUGGAGUAAAAAUUUUAGGGGGUUAUUUUAACUCCUAAUUUAACUCCGAAUUUGGGGUCAUUUUUACUCCUGAAAAAGAGUUCUUUUUACUCCCAGUCUGGAGUUAAAAUUACUCCGAAAUGGGGUUACUUAUACUCCUUACGGGGGUUGUCUUUACUCUUUUUGGAGUUAAUUUAACUGUGAAAGUGGAGUAAAAAUUUUAGGUACAGGAUAACUCCUUUUUGGGGUUAUUUUAACUCCUCAAUAUCUGGAGUCACUUUUACUCCUGAAAAAGAGUUCUUUAAACUCCUUUUUGGAGUUAAAAUAACUCCACGAAAAAUAACUCCACUGUAAGGAGUUAAAUUAGCCCCACUAGAGGAGUUAUUAUAACUCCCUGAAAGUUACAGUGUGGGCUAAUGUGGUUCCAGAGUCAGGAAAAUUUCUGCUUGUGGAAUCCGGACUCCAGGGUCUUGAAAUAUCCACAACGUGGAAUCCAGAAUCCAAGACUAAUCUUAGAUUUAUGGCAAUAAUAAUCUGACAAGUCCUGGAGAGGUGAAAACAGUAGAGCUGUAUAUGCUAGUCGAGAAGUAGUCGUUAUGAAGAGUGGGCAUUUCAUGUCCAACCUAGCCAAAAGCUGUCAUUUAAGGCUGGCACCUUUUACUUCACUAGACAAUUUCAUGUAACGUUACAGGAAAUACAUAAGUUUGUGGGAAGGAUCAGACAAAUUGGUCUGGUUGCACAACAAUGCUCUAACUGUGAGCAUGUUCCCCCCCCCCGGCCAAUCCACACCCCUGAGAGCUCUCUGAAGAAAAAAUUCUCGUGGGGGUAGGCACGGAGCACUCUCCUUCCCCCGUCCCCACCUCCGAAGAAGGUUGAUAUUAUAAACUCAUUGCUUUACUAACUGAUUUUCCUUGUGAUAAAUAAUAUAAUUCUUGCUUUUCCUACUCUGCCAAAAAAUGAUCUUAAAAAAAAAAACUGCGCCAAAACAGAAAAAUAUACAUUUUAACUUACAGCCUCAUUAUAUUUGUCAAUAAUUUAAAAAAUGUUUGACUCAUCUGUUGUCACCAAUAGCAAAAGCGUGGAGAAACAUUCUAAAAGCUGUGCAAGAGAUUCAAAAGAAGUCAUGCGUUCGAUUUCGAAUGAAGAAAAAAGGGGACGAAAACUGGAUACGUUUUGUGAAGAAAAAUGGGUAAGAGCUAUAAUUAAUUAAGCCGGGCGCAGUAUGUUAAGAGGAAUUAAGCUUGCUUUGGUUAACAUAGUGAUACGAAAGAAAAAUUAAGUUGCACUUAACAUUACACUUGCAUGAUUUUUGAUCAUGUGUUGUAAUUUGGCAAAAGUUUUCGACUUGAUUGCAGCGCGUAGAAAUGUUUUUCAGUUCUUAAUUAUGUUUUUAAUAAGGUGUUUUUCACCGGUUGGUCGUCAAUAUUUGAAGAAAGGAAUGCAGGAACUUUCAAUUGGUAAAGGCUGUAACAGCAAAGGAAUUAUAUUGCAUGAAUUGAUGCAUGCACUCGGCUUCUGGCAUGAACAAUCCAGAUCAGAUAGACAAAGCUACCUUGAAGUGCUAUGGGAGAACAUAAAUCCAGGUUAGCAUAAUGGCUUACUAUGAACAUAAAAUACAAAUAUUAAUAUGAUUUUUGUGUCUGCGAAUCCAACAUGGCGGCCCAAGAUGGCGCCUUGACAACAAAACUUUAACCCACCACUUCUUAAAAACCACUGCAAAUCAGAACCUCAAAUUUGGGAAUUCAUUUUAUUAACAUUUAAUCUUCAAUAUGACAAAAAAUGAAGGUAAGUUGUGUUUUUGCUUUUUAGCCUUUCGUAACACCUUAAGCGCAACCUCCCGAAUUGUCUCUUCGUCUUUUGUAGUCCUGAUAGAACUUAUAAAUAUAAACUGAUCUGAAAUAAAUAAACAUGGUUAUAUGUCAUGAUUUUCCUUGUACAGUCCAACCAUGCUUUACGGCCACUAAGUAACGCUUACGUUACUCAACCCGAUUAACCAUGCCACAACAACGAACAACGGCCACUUUUUCCUUUACCAAACACCAGAGUUUUAUAGAAGUUAACCUCGUUAAUACUGACACACUUAUUUGUCAAUAGCCUUUUCCAGGCGUUUGGAUAGUGGAGUGUGGCGCGAAGUCCCCAACCCCACCUCCCGCUUUUUUUCUGCUCACAUGUCUCUGCGCCGUCCCCACGAUCUGAACACCUGAAACAGGCUAAUUUGUCAAGUGUGUGUUGAAAUAAGCCUUACGUUUUUGUGAAGGCGAGAAACCUUCAGAUCGGAAGCGUGUCAAUGUUUAAAAUGCCUCUCAGUCAGCUGAAUAACGCCAGGCUUUGCGUAAGUUAGACAUGGCGAUGCUAAUAAUGUCCUGGUUUAUUUCUUUUGUAUUUUUCCGAUAAAAGUCUUCUUUGUGACUUGAUAACAAGACCCGCUUCAUACAGUUUAUACAGACACCCUAGCCCUGUUCAGUAAUACGGAAACUUUCUGUGGUUCCAUCAGUGUCCGUGCAUGAUAACUGGGUUUUUUGACUCUAAAUCUGAAAGAAAACAUUAGAGAUAAUGGAGUAGGUUUGGUAAAUUUACCUUUUUAGUUUACCUAAACCAUUAACAAGCAUUUAUUAGCUUUGAAGCCUCCAGCACUCACAAAGAAACAAAAUACAUCCAUUGGCUCCACGCUAACAAAAAACGUUAAACAGUUUUGGCGAACUCUGACUUCUCUCUAACACCAUUGUCUUUACACAGGGCAAAUACACAAUUUUAACCGCUACAAAAAGAAGAAUUUGGAUUUCUUUGGGGGGUCGUAUGAUUUUUCAAGCAUCAUGCAUUAUGGAAACUAUGCUUUUAGCAAGAAUAAAAGACCAACAAUGUUGUCUGUUAAAAAUCCGCUGCUUCAAUUUGGACAAAUUGCAAAGCUGAGCCCAACAGAUGCUCUUCAACUAAACGCUCUGUACGACUGUAGAGACUGUGAGUACUUGUACCCUCGCCUCAGUCAUACUUCCUAACUCUUACUGUGUAAGGUAUGAAAGAGAUGGGGACGACGAGAUUUUUAUUGAAUUAGUUUUAGAUACAGUCAAACCUCUUGUAAGUAACCACAUAAAAUGCGAAGACCAACUCCCGUAAGGACUGAGUCCGGCAGACUGAGUCCUUACGGGAGUUAGUCGCAAAAAAGAAUCACAGGGGGUCUUUACCGAGAAGGGAAGGGAAUGUGAGAACACAUCUACUUUUUGGAAAAGAAUUCGUUACAUGCAACAUUUAGUUACGAGUGUAGUUUUUAUAUUGUCACUUGCAGACUCUGAGUAGUGGAGUACAAUACAAACAUAGAGAUCAAACCUUGAGUCGACGUGGUGUCUUACAAGAGGCAAAAACAAGGGGAAUUCUACCAGAAAGCUUACUAGAGCUGGUCGUUACGUUUACGAAAGGUUCAGACUGUAUCGAAAGUGCAGUGGUGGUCAAUUUUGGGGUUGGUGGUCGCACAUGGUGAUUCGACUGUAUUUCUCGGCUUUACUAAAAUUGUUAAUGCCGCAAAAGAAUCUGCUGAGGUUUAAAGUCUUUAUGAAAAUACACCCCAAAAAUGUAACCUUUCCUGAUAAAAAGUCCUAUGAGCUAUUAUUUGUGUCUAGAAGAGAAAGUAUUUCAGUCAUAACUUUCCCUUAAUUGUUAGCAAUUACCUUGUCUAGAAAGUGAAUUUGACUGGUCAAUUACUAACCAGUCAAUCAGCGCCAUCAUGACAAAGAUAGCGUUAUUUUAGCGUGUAAACUGAAGCUAUCCGUUAAGAAUCCCCAGAUUUAGUAAUAUGCAAAUAUGGGUAUGUGCCGCCCCAAAGGGUAUGGUUUGUUUUUUUGCACCGUUUCGGUCUUAAAUCAGGUAUACACUUUGCCCAUUUUGAUCUGGAAUCGGAUGUGGUUUUCGAGGGAACUACAGGUCGGAGUGUAUGAACGUACUAUUUUUAGUUUCAAUUCCAAAUGACUGAGAAAUAAAGAAGGAGUAAUAUAGGAAUUCGAAUUUUAUCUUGCGUUCUAAUCUAAGUAAUGACAACAAAAUUUCUGGGAGACCAGGUCUGAAAAUGGGUGUGGAUUUUAAAGGCCAGGUCUGAAAACGGAUGUGGAAAAUACCACUUUUUGGUCUGAAAUAGGGUCAAUUUUUGGAGAACCGGGCGGCACACCCCCACCAAGAAUUCCCUGGAGAACCCCCCGGGACGCGCUGGUACCUAUGCCCUGGAUGAAUGCUUCUUCCCUUAAAGUCCCUUUAGGAAGGCCAUAAAAUUUAAUAUUUUUUUCUCUCCCAGCCAAAAAACAAGGCUGGAGUAGCUGGGGAAACUGGAGCCCCUGUGACACAAAUUGUACAAAGGAAAGAGAAAGAUUCUGUUCUGCAGAUAACAUUAAAAAGUGUCCAGGAGCUGACAGAGAUCGCAUUCAAAUUCAAAAGUCCAAAUGUCCAAACAAAGAAUGUUAUGGUAAGUAAGCGAUGGGCAAGAUAUGUUCCUGAUAAACUGCCUUUUUUUGCAAUGAUUGGACCGGUCACUGAGAUUUGGCCACAAUAAAAAUAUUUAAAAUCAAAUGAGGACUUCGACUGCUGUUAAUAACCUAUUAUUGCUUUUAACAGCAUUUAAAGGCUUCUGUCAUUAGAUUUUCAAUGUAAUUGUUAUUUUUAUAUAUCCUACUAAAGAACAACACGCGAAGAAUUAGAGGGCCAAAUAUUUAAACGUAGUUUAACCAGUGUUUAACAAAAAAGUCAUUUUUAAUUUGCCUAACGAUUUUAUUUAAACAUCAUUUAUUAUGAACAUGCAUUUUUAUGGAAGCAUAUAGAGAAGACUAGAAAAGCAUUUAUCUUCUUAAAAGAACCCACCAAAGAAGAGAUCUGGAGGUUCAAAUAUUCGUUAAACCGCAGCUAGAGUUAGACUUUGUUUAAAUAUUUGGCCCUCAUUUUGAGUGUCACAAGCCCACCGCAAGUGGGGCAUUUUGCCGUUUAAUAUAUCUCGAGGCUGCCAAAUUCGUAAUGCUAAGGGUCUUUGCCCUUCUAGAGACGGACUUGACCAAAAAUGAAAGCCAAACAACCGGCGAAUAUUGCAAAAAGUCCAUGACUUCAGGUUGACGUUCGUCGCUCAAAAACGUCUUUCCUUGAACUCCCCAUUUAGCCUGUUCCAGGCUCCAAGAUAGUGGUGAAAAGUCGUUCAGUAAAAAACGGGUAUAAAAAGAAUUGAGAAAAACGCCCGGAGGCUGGGAAGAGACAGGGUGCCGCCGCCGCCCCCUUUCCCAAGUCUCGCGAGUCUUAUUUUCGCUUUCCUCGUCUUAAUACGUCCCACUAUACUGUCUGAGAGCCUGGCACAGGCUACUCCCCAUUACACUCGUGGAACCUCUCCUUUUGGACACCUUUAUUUAUUACCUCUAUUCAGGAGUUACAACAUUUGGUCCUGAAAAAAUGUUCACAAAAUCUUUGUAUUUGUUCCCUCUAUUAAAGGGACAUGUCCUCUAUUCAGGGGACAGUUAGUCCCGAAGGUGUCCCCUGAAAAGAGCUUCCCCUGUAUAUGGCAAGGAAGUCUCAAGAAAACAAAAUUAAUCAGAAAUACUAAUUGUUGCUGAACCAGCAAUUAGGCACAAAGAGUACGGUAGCUGACAAUUGAAAUUUCGCGAAUUUGAUUUGAAAGUUACGGAAGACGUGGCGUCGAUCACCGUAGUUAAUUUGCUUCUUGUUUAUUCCUUGGUAGAUAUUGGGUUUUCAUAAAAUUCAUUUACUUAUUUAUUUCAAAUCUAGUUCCAAUUGAUGGUCAUUGGGGUAGGUGGGGUCCAUGGAGUAAAUGCUCUCGAAAUUGUGGUCAAGGAUAUCAAUACCAGUCACGCAAGUGUGACGACCCUAAGCCUCAAUAUGGUGGCAAGUACUGCAGUGGUCCGCUAGUAAAGAUACGACCUUGUACGCUGAGGAAAAGUUGUAAGUGACUAUUUAACAAUUUUUCCUCGAGCCGGAAUGGGCUCUGAGUCAAUAGCCUAUGAGGCCGAAGGCCGAAUGGACUAUUGACUCAGAGGCCAUGGGGGCGAGAGGAAUAAUUGUUUUAGUAAAAUCCAACUAGUUGGUCAAAAAUAUCGAGAAUGAAAAAAUUUUAGCUAGUUAAAGCCCGCGCUGCUUUCCGCUACCUGAGUGGGCUACAACACAUAGCCUAGUAGUAGCUCGACCAAUCAGAACUCAGCAUUGAUAACAGACCACUAGUUGGAUUUUACUAAAACUGUAUACUAACACUUAACUAUAACUAUAUGUACCGUUUUAACAGCCAACUUUGACACCAAUGAAAAAUAUGCAGUUGUCUUUGUCUGGUGUGUUUGGGAAACGAAGGUUGUUUUGCGCCUGGUCACUAUACCAACAUAUGCAUCAAAACGUUCGGCGCCACAUUUUUUUUCACAUUAUGUUUUCGCAGAAUGUAAGCUGUUUUGUUGGUUUUUCCCUUUAUUUCUAAUUUACCUUGAAGUUAAUUUGUAGUUUUCCUUUUUAUAUUUUCUUAUUACAUUUCUUUUAUUGUAGUUUUCACCAUCACUGUGCAUGGCUAUAUGCCUGAACUGUUUCAUGCGAAAGAAAAAUAAAUUUUUCUGAGUUGAAGCUCAAUAAUACUUGUCAAAUUGACUGAACCACCGCAGUAAGGUGAUUCAGGCUUCAUAAGUAAAAUCGUUAAAGAUUAUAUGUUCAGACAACCUCUUCAAAAAUCUUGACUUAAUAAAAUUCAUUUAUUGCCAAAAACGACGAUUUAUACGAAAAGUUAUGACUCUGUGAAAUUAUCAGCUGUAUCUAGGCUAGUGUUAGACCUCGACCAGCCUCUCUUUUUCUUCAGAUUUAGUAAGGGGGGUGCUCGCGCGCGCGAGACGCGAGAAACAAGGGCGCGUGGUCAUUUGCGUGUCUUGGGCGUUUUGCUCAACGGUCCAAGAAAAAAGAGAGACUGCUCGUAGUCUAGGCUAGUGUGUACUGCAAUACAAGUAUCAUCCCUUGAUGAUUAUAUCAAGUAGUUGACUCAAUUCAUUACAACAGGUAAAUGGCGAAGAAAACGAAUUGCACUGAUCACUGGACAGGACAGAAAGUCGGCAGUUAACAAGCCAAUGCCUGAGAAACUCCAGUUGCACAGCAACCGACCGAAUACUGGACGCAAGUCAAGUUAACUGCAAAGAACAGCUGAAACGUUUAUAUAAGUCUUCAGGCUCUUUUAAAGCAGAACGUUUCGUCGGAGAUUAACAUGGCACAACAGGAAUGAGGGUUGUACCAAGCUCUCCACAUUGGGGAUUCAAAACAGGAUCAAGUUUAAGUACCGACCUAUUACAUCACAUUAUUUAUUCUAUUCUCUCAGUUAGACGGAGUUUAAAUUAACUGCCGGCGCUGGCUCUGGCAGCCAAACAAUUUUUUUAAAAAAAAACUGGGCAAAGAACUUUCUUAGGACGUCUUGUUAAUUUUUUUUCAACGUUUGAUACAUUGUCAAAUACCUUUUGUUUUACUGAUUUCCGAGUGAGCGUUCCAAACAAAAGAUACGAAUUUCUCGUAUUUGUCACAAUGGUUUUGCUAGGGGGCGAGACUUUUAUAGCCUCGAGAAAUACCUCUUUGUAUUGGCAAAUACAAGCUUGAAAUCCACAACGAAAAGCAGUUGUUCUCACUGACUCUUAACACAGAGGCUGUUAGAUUUUUCCUUUUUCCGAAUCAUUUUGUACAAUCUUGGUUUGUUAUGAUGGUGGACUGCCGAUUUCCCCAUUAUACAUUCCACCAUGGCUGGUGUAAUUAUGAUAAAAUUUCGACCCUGCAACACAGCCUCCAGUAGCUCAGUGGUUAGAGCAUACCAAGUAGAGCUACGAGGGUCGUAAGUUAUGGUGUUAGAUUUCUCCUUCUUCCAAAUUAUGGAGUGCCGGGAAUGGGUACUUUUUGAAAUUUGAGAUGGGAGUGUGCUGCCGGAACCUGGUAACCCUUAGUCUACACCAGAGGCCAGACCCUGUUCAACUGCAAUUUUGCAACUUUGUUCUAAACUAUGCAUCAAAGAUCCUAUCCUCCAUAGCUGGCGGUUUGUUGUUUGGCCGCCCAAGUGGUGGAAAAAAAGUUGAGAAAAGGCGAACAAAGCGCGCGCGAACGAGGAAUUACAGCCUUUGUACCCUCUGGUCUUUUCCCUUUACCGGACUAAACUGUUCAAAAACCCUAUCCCUUACAGCUGAGCAUAAAUUUUAAUUAAUUUAUUUUUAUAUUUUAAUAUUAUUUUUAUAUGACACUUACAGCCCAUGCGUGGUAAUACCUCUUCCCGGAUCCAGGUAUUCUUUUGGUGUUGCCCAUAUACAGUUUUAUUACCUAUUUUUGUAUUUCAGUCAAUUCUGUGACUCGUUUCGACUCGUUGAUAAGAUUUAGUCGGUGUGUUGGCUGAUGUAGCCUUGGCGCGGCAAGAAAGAGGAGAGUGUUUUUUGCUGAGAAUGAACGAAACAUAUUUACAUUGACAAAAUUAUUUUUGAAUUUCAACUAGAAAAAAGUCACCAGCCGGCGUAGUCCCUUACGGUUCAUUUCUUCAGUUAUUGAAUUUCCUAUUAAGCCUAAUGGAGAGACCAGGAGUCAAGCGGGCACCAACUUAACGCUGCAAUCAGGUCACUAGAGACAUGAAGCUACGGAAACUAGGUAACAAUGCGGCCGCAUCACGGAAGAACCGUCUAAGGGUGUUCUCAAUCGAUCAUCUUGAUAUUCUGGAAUAACAAUACGCAAGACUUUUGUUGCAAGCCUCCAAUUCCGUAAUUUGUUGAACCACUUAUAAGCUACAUACAGUGGAAUAUUUUAUUUCAAGCAGAUUUUUCUAGAUAAUGCAAUGAAAUGAACGCCAUAAUAUUGUGACAUCUAGAGUUAAUGCCAUUUGAUUUAUUCUCAUUUCGGAAUAUACAGUACAGUGUCAAAGAGGCAGCAAUACCUGGUUACAGUCGUUACAGCUAAAAGGCUCAAAUGACUGGUCGGUCAUUUUUUUAAAAGCUUUAAAUUGCAGUGCCAUCAGUACUAACCAGUCAUCAGGCUUUUCUUUCUCCUGAGAACACUUGAUAAGGUCAUUGAUUAACUAUGAGAUUCACCUAUCUGGGUGGAAUGUUAAUAGUUUCAGGCGUUUUUAAACUACAGUGAACCUGUUGUAGGAACAGUUAACGAGAAACGUUCUUAACGCUUGAGUGAGACCAAUAUUCAAGCUAAUUCAUAUUUAAUUUGGCGUAGCCGGUAAAAGCAUGGCCUAAAAGUCGGAGUAUUACAACAAAACAGAGAGAAACAGUAGUUUAGAAGUUGAAGGUUUACUUUUCAAUAUACACAUCGGUAAGUGAAGCAUUUGUCGUCUUGAUCACCCGAUUAAACUGUAAGUAAAUCGUCUUGCCAGACAUUUUAUUCAUACCACAUUUUAUUAGCUGUUAACCUGUAAAUCUUUACUCUUUGAGGUGAUAUAUACUUUCACUGCACAUAUAUUUUUGCAUGAAACUUAUAGGCUUAUACAUCUUAUAUUUCACUGGGCAGAAUUUAUUGGCUUGAAAUAUGAUUCUAUUCACACUUGUUCUCGUAAUGAGCGUGGAAUUUGAAUUCACCGAAUCGAUUCCGUGGAAAGAGGCUGUCAAUGAAGACGGUAAAUAUGUGACUCUUUCUCUAUUUAAUAUGCUGGACAAACAGCUUAAUGAACACUUUGUUUUAAUAUUUGUUGUCCGAAACGGUUAAUCAUUUUAUUGUGUCCACCUGCUUGUUAAGUCUUCUUUUGCUCAAAAACUGAUGAUUAACUGAGGGGCGCUUGGAUUGUAACCUUCAGUAAUUACACUAGCGAGCUACUAAUAAAUUUAGCGAGAGGGCAGCAACCUGGAUGAAAAGCUUAGAAUCAUAUUCUAACAGUUUCUGCAUAUCAUGGCAUGGUUUAUCGUUGCAUUGCACCGUCUCAGAGGGUUUUCAUAGGUUAGGAAAAGUCGUUUCUGCCGGUCUUGCUCCAUAUUCGACUUCAGUAACUCCUGACCUGUAACCAUUAGUGAGGUCCUUCAUCUUAAGAAAAGUGUCAAAAUCUCAAUUUAGCCUCUCAAACGAGAAUUGAAAACUCAAGAAUGUCUAUGUCGGUACAAAGUCUUGGGAAAGAGAAAAAUCAAAUGCGGAGGAUUGUCUUAAGAUGUUAUUUCAGUUUAUUGAAUUACUGACGGCUGGCGUUGAAAUAUGUUUUUGGCAUUUCUUUAUAUUUUUGCAAUCAAAUGUAAUGUGUUUUUUUAAUAGAUAACCCAGGUGGCCUAAAAGACAACACUGUUAUGGAUAAAAUUGAACAAGCAAAUGAGGGUAAGAUUCUAGGGACAAAAACAACAAAGUUCCUAUGAUAUUGCAAUGAUGUUCCAAUGCUGUUGCUUGCAAGUUCUCCAUUUAUGGCGAGAAUGGAGAGAAGGGCGCACCGCGAGAGAAAGCGCGAGUGAGGGGCGAACCCGCGAGGUACGUGAAGGUGGCAUCUCGCGACCCCCCCCCAAAUGGAGAGAUUUGAUCGCAGGCUAACGCCUUUUACACUUGGGCUCUGCAGGACUAAUCACAAUGGUCCCCUCGCAGCAAUCUUUACCUUGUCCUCAGGGCUAAGGGAAAAGCCCUGGGAACGAGGUUGUCCGUUUCAAUAACGUCACGCAACGUUCCUUCUCACAAUGUGACGACACUAAAACUGCUAAUUUAUUGCUAAUUUAACGGCUGCGAGGAAGGGAGGGAGGGAGACUAAAAACUAACUUGACUUUAUAAUUAAUCAGCGUCACUAAAAAGUCAUCUCUGUUUUUGUAGAUAGACUUGCUUUCUCGACCUAAGCACCGAGAUACCCUCUGAGUGCAAGCAUUGAGGCCUUUUAAUAAUGGGCCUUUUAGGGAGAAUGAAACAAAUAAUUUAAAUGGAACAUAAUAUGGCUAAUAAUUCCCAGUUGGUAGGAGGCGAACUAGUUGGCUUCUUACAAGCGUGGCAGAGGAUUUGAUCUUGGAACUAUCGAGAACAAAUCCAGCUGGCGGGUCAUGCAAGACUUGAACUCGGGCCUCCGAAUGACAAGUCAUGACAAGUCCAGCACUCUUACUGACUCGGCCACGGAAACGAAAUAAAUAAAAGCAAGAAAAAGAAAAAAAAUCCUAAUCAAGCUAGACAAACUGAUCAUCACUUCACUACUUUUGUUCCCAGAGGACCACGCAGAAAAGAAAGUCAAGAAUAUUUUCGAAGGUGACAUUCAGCUGACCUCGAGUGACAAGGAUGGUGUCGACACAAGUAACACCAAUUCUGCAGACACAGCUGAAGUAGAUGUAGAUAGUGUUGUCACCAAGCGUAAAGCCAUUAGUUCUCGCCGCCAUCUUUGGGUCAGGAAAGUAGUUCCCGUUGAACUGGGUCCGGGAGCAUGUAAGCCUACCUGAAAUAAAAUUUUAAUUUCCAACUUUGUUCCCUAUUUCUCUUCUUCCCGCGCCCCGCUUCGCUCCAAAAGAAGAGAGAUUCUGGAAACGAGGAUAUUCAAACUCUGUACAAAAAUAUUUCUUCUCGAGCCCUGAUUCAAAUGGACAUCAACGUAACAAUAAACUUGAAAGUCUUUGCAGAGAAAUGAUCGUUGUGAAGGGGGGUGACAUUUAAAGACGGCAGGAGUCGAAUCUAUGACCUUAUGAUUUUUAGUCCAGAUAAGUCUACCACUGAGCUACAGGAAACUCGCGGAAGCUGAGGCCAAUAAACGAGUAGCUGAUUUGUUACUCAGUUUCAAAUUUUUAGUCUUUCCUUGAAAAAUACGCGCUAACAAACAAAGUAAAGAGACUCAGAUAGAACUUUAUUUUGAGGACUAUACUAUAAAUAAUCGAGCAAAAGGGUUUGACUUGUACUAAACUUUUAUGUUUAUCAUUACACACAGCGAGAGCUUGGAAUAAUAUUUUAAAAGCUGUGGACGAAAUUCAAAAGAAGUCAUGCGUUAAAUUCCGAAUGAAGAAAGACGGCGACGAACAUUGGAUACGUUUUGUAAAGAAAAGUGGGUAAGAACACUUGGACGUAAUGUUCACCUAGAGAAAACGUCUGAGGCAUGGUUUCUUGAUUUAUUUAGACAUAGAAACAUAGGUUGGAUGAAAAAAGAUAAUUAGUUAAUGUAACUGUCUUUGUAUUUUUUCUCAAAACAAUGGAUGCUUAUAUUUGCUGAAAACGCCCCGUGCAACAAAAGCAACUUUCAGCGGUAAUGAUCUUUACCGAGCAUGUGCUUUCUAACGAGAUCUCUCAGGCAAUUACGGAGGUAAAACUGUGUGAAAAAUUGCGCCGCCGGUCAGUAACACCUGUUUGAGAUCAAAAAACAAAAACAAAUAAAUUUUUUUGCGCUAUUAAAAAAGUUUAAAAAGCUAAUAUGUAAAACUUGUUGCAUAUAUGUGAAAGUAUCAACCCUAGCUUUAAGCCUUUUUUGCUUAGGUUUUGCCAGUUUUUCUCGUUGUCGUCUUCACGAGUGCAUGAUUUUUUAGUUGACAUGUAUCUUUAAAAAUUAAAUUGCUAAAAAAGUUAUAAUGGCUUGGAAGAGGGUCUACAGGGAAAUAUUGUUAACUAUAAUGAUUUCUUCGAAACUGAGAUUAUGUUGACGAUGAUUCAGGUCUCUAGCGUAGCCAUGUAAAGUUUCAAGUCAACGUAAAGACUCAGUACUUUUUGACAUUCGUCUUCAUCUGUUAUUUCAUAUGGUGACAAAAUAUGAUAUUCCAGAACAAAACUUUUAACUAAACGUAUAAAUUGAAAUCAUCAUCAUCAACUACAACAACAACUUCGUUUUUAAAAGAGCAAUGUAAAUUUUUUGGACGAAUGUUAUGCCUCCCUUCCCUGGCUUGUUAAGCUAUAAAUUGUUGGAGGAGUAAGCAGAAUAAAAAUUUAGCUAAAAAGGGAAAAAACUUUAGUAGUAGUAUGUCAAAGUAUACAGUCUGAGUUUGUAUAAAUUAAUUAGUGAAUUCAACUAUAACAAAAAGUACGACUGAUAUGCGUCACUAAGUGACCAAGCACAAUUUAACGGGUGAUAAUGGAUAUUGGCGAGGCUCUGCUUUUUCUCUUUUUGCGUUUUUUUGGACCGAGUUAAAGCUGAUGUAAUCAUGAUGGUUAUAAGGGUACUAAUCCGUUAGUUAGCAGGAAGAGGCGAUUCUUGCAUGCUUAUGUGUGAUCACGUGGCCUGUGUCAGGCUCUCAGAUAGUAUAGUGAGGACGUAUUUAAAACGAGCACUAUCUCGGAGCCUGGAACAGGCUAGUGAUCACAUAUAGCUACGCGUAGUGAUUAGGCUAGUAAUCACGUAGACUGCGUCUUCCUUUCUCAUUUUUUAAGGUGUAACUCGCCCGUUGGCCGUCAAUAUUUGAAGAAAGGGAUGCAGGAAUUGUCAAUUGGUGAUGGUUGUAACGAGAAAGGAAUCAUUUUGCACGAAUUGUUGCAUGCACUUGGCUUCUGGCAUGAACAAUCCAGAUCAGACAGAGAUGACUAUCUUCAAGUAUUGUGGGAGAACAUCGAUCCACGUGAGCCCAUAUGAAUAUGAAUUGAAAAUGAAAUACAAAUAUUUGCUUGAUUUUAGGGCUGAACCAUAUUCCCGAGGUGGCUCUUUGCGCUUGUUGUAGCCUCAAUAGAAUUCGAAUUUAAAAUGAUCUGAAAAUAAAUAAAUAAAUAAACUGAAAAAACGAAGAGGGCAAAAGCAGAGUAGUCGGAGAAAAACCUCUUGGAAAAAGGGCGGGAGGAAAUAACAAACUCGACACACUGGCUUCGAUCGUCUUAGGGAUUCGAGCCCUUGGCCACUUUGAUGGGAGACGAGUGCUCUCACCACUACGACACUCCCAGGUUAGCGGAUCGAAUACCGAGUUGAGUCUAGCCUCCUCCAUUGCGAUUUUUCUUAGGCUACCUGUCAUUGCCAUCUUUCAGACCAGAUGUUAGUUCUUUUAAAGAAAACCGGUACUUUUAGGUCGUAAUAUAAUAGCAUCAAAUCCAGGAAGCCGGUAGGGAAACUUAGAUUUGCUGUAGCCAAAGAAAAAGGACGGGGCUCCAAAUAACAUUAACAGCAGCGAAAUAAUCUUCUCCUGACUCUUUACGACUAUUCUUUCUACUCAGAACAAUUACAUAAUUUUAACCGCUACAGAAAGAAAGACAUGGACUUCUAUGGGGGAUCGUACGAUUUCUCAAGUAUCAUGCAUUAUGGAAACUAUGCGUUUAGCAAGAAUAAAAGACCAACAAUGUUGUCUGUCAAGGAUCCGCUGCUUCAGUUCGGGCAAAUUGCAAAAUUAAGUCCAACAGAUAUUCUUCAACUGAAUGCUCUCUACGACUGCAGAAGUAAGUAUUCGUACUCAGGUCUAAUCAUAACUUCCAACACUGACUGUAAGAUAUCUGGGUUCUAGAGAACGAUUAGAUUACAGAGCGUUGUCACUAACGUGGUCAGUACGGUGAUUAUGCAAAUUUAUUGGAGCAAAGUUUGUAAGAGUUCUUGCAAAGGAUUGGUUUGGAACACCAACAUGAUGGCCUCGACGUUAUGUGAAAACGCUUUAUGAUAGAUGAGGCUUUGUAAUUAAGGCCGGUAAAUUUGAAUUCAUUAUUUUAUAAAGGGGUGUAGAUGGAUGUUUCAGCAUGAGUUUGAAAUAAUUUCUUUAAAAAAUCAAAAAAGGAUGGAUGAAUUUAACAGAAAAAGAAAUAAGGAGAAAUCUUGAAAAAAAAAAUGCAAUAAGGAGAAAGCUAAUAAAAAUAUGCAGUCUCUUGCGACUAUAUCUUGCGAGAAACGUAUGCCUUUAACCAUAUUUGUCUCUUCCAGCUAAAAAAAAAGGCUGGAGUAAUUGGGGAAACUGGAGUCCUUGCGACAAGAAUUGUACAAAGGAAAGAGAAAGAUUCUGUUCUGCAGAUGAUAUUAAAAAAUGUCCAGGAGCUGACGGAGAUCGUAUUGAACUUCAAAAGGCCAAAUGUCCAAUGGAUGAAUGCUAUGGUAAAUAAACAAUUAACUGCAAUCAAAAUUUAGAAAUCGAUGUGGUCCGCGGGGUAUUAUAUAGACACAUAUAAGGGAAUAGAAGGGAAUACAAGACAGUCUUGGAUUCCGGAUUACAGAUACUGGAUUCCGGAUUUUUUGUCGGUGGAACUUGGAUUCUGGAUUCUAUUCCGGAUUCCACAAGCAAAAAUUUCCCGAAUUUCGGUAUCCGGACUUCCCUUAUGUGGGGCGACAACGGCCAAGCAUCUUUUGAACGUACCAAAAUUUGAAUCUGACUACAGGCUUUAAAAGAAACUAGUUGAGUAAAAAAAUACAAAAUAUUGGAAUAAAUACAAAAAUAAUAAACUCGCAAAGAGAGCCCUGACCUACCACGAGGCUUUAUAAGGCCUGGGCUCCCUAGAGACUAACAAAAGAACAGAAACAGAAAAUACAAAAGUACUAACUCGCGGAUUUUUGUUUCCAGUGAAAUCAGUCAUAUACUAAAAUAAUUUUUUGGUCGAAGUUAAGAAGCAGAGGAAAAUGGCUAUAAUGAAAAAAGGUUUUGGCAACUGAUUUUAUUCUGAUUUUGCAAUGUUUGUUUGUUAUUCUCGGGUUUUUUUUUCUUUUUUUUCAAAUCUAGUUCCAAUUAAUGGUCACUGGGGUAGGUGGGGUCCAUGGAGUAAAUGCUCCCGAAAUUGUGGUCAAGGUUAUCAAACCCAGUCCCGGACGUGUGACGAUCCUAAACCUGAAUACGGAGGCAAGUACUGUAAAGGACCUCUGGUCAGGAUACGACCUUGUAUGAUGAGAAAACAAUGUAAGUAA